Trichomonas vaginalis G3 is the source of this 2058-nucleotide messenger RNA. RefSeq names its product peptidase M60-like family. The coding region runs from base 1 to 2058 and encodes 685 amino acids. The record is from RefSeq and is a predicted model, not a curated record. The transcript has a single exon. NCBI's taxonomy places the organism in Eukaryota, Parabasalia, Trichomonadida, Trichomonadidae.
AUGAAUACACCUUUCGAAAUUAAGUUACCAGUCAUUUCAGCGAGUUUAUAUGGUCAAGGGCGUGUGCUUUUAUUUUCACAGAUCAAUUUAGUAUCAAAUAAAGCACUUCGAUAUGAAGAUACUUUUAAAUUAUUAUCUAACGCAACAAAAUGGAUCACAAAUGGCUCAGUAGCCAUGACACCCUUUUAUGCAUUGCAAUUCGAUAAAAAUGGCUCAAAAAUAGUGACAGAAGCAUUCAAAGAACUCGGAUUUUUUACAGAUUCGGGUGGAUUUCUCACAAGUUACAAGAAUUUCAAAGCUCUUCUUAUUCCAAGUACCAUAGAAUUUAACGAUCAAUCAGAAUUCGACAAUGUACUUAAUUUUGUAAACGAAGGAGGCGGAUUAAUAAUAUUUUAUGUUAAUAAUGACCUAAAUUCACUUACAUCGUCAAUAAAUCAGCUUCUUUAUAAAUUUAAUCUCGCAUUUACUUACGGAAUCAUGAAUGACGAAGAAGAUUUCAUGGAUUCGAUUUUUGUCUACAAUGUCUUCACUUAUGUUCGCGAAUGCAAUCUCCUUUCACAGAUAGCGACCUACAAACUCACAAUCGAGAACGACAACCCAGAUCCUGUGGCUUUAGACGAAAUUAUAACAAAUUUACGUUAUUUCAUCAUGGUUUGCGACAACAACUUCAAGGAUGAGCUUAUAGAUUUAUUGAACACAUCCUGGGAAUUCCUGAAGCGAACUGGCUACAACGAAAACGGAUUAAUUUGUACGAAGCCUUGCCAUCCAUUAAUUGCCAUUCUUUUGACAGAUUUAUACACUAAAGUACCUCCUGAGAACGUUGUCGCUAUUCCGGAGUACAAGGAUUUCCCAGGAGCGACAGGAAACGUUGAAUUAUCUAAUUUCGAAGAACAUUUGGAACUAGGACCAGAAAUGUGGGUUAGUACGGGCUUGUAUCUACCUGCAGGCGUGAUCGGAGAGAUAGAAAUCUCAGAACCAAUGCCAGAUGUACAUAUUCAUAUCGGAUGCCACCACGAAUCGUUAGUUCCGAAAUCUCCGCCGUGGAAACGAUGGCCGUUAACAGUUUGUGUCUUCCCGUUAACAGAAAAGGUCACAAAAGUUGUUUCGCCGUUCGGAGGAAUAGUUUACGUCGCCAUGAACAUAGAAACGGACGAACCCGUCAGAAUAACCGUAAAAUUUUCCAAUUUCUGUAGACAUCCGGUCGCUCAGUUCGAUGACUCUUCUGUUUGGGAAAUGACGAAAAAUUUCGAAGUUCCGUGUGGCGAAAUCGUCGCAGAGAACUUGAUAAUAACUCUCUCUUCCCAGAAAAUGCGAGAAAUUGGCAAUUUCUCCAAAAUUUUCGAUAUUUUCAACAAAAUUAUUUCAAGAUUGUCCGAAAACUUAAGUUAUCCGAUCACUAGGCCCUACAGAUUCGUCUUUGAUAUAGAACUACCAGAUGACGAGCCUAGUUAUGGAUAUCCUUUAGUUUUUCUCGAAGAUGAUAUCGAUUUAAUCAUAAAUCACUUCGAUGUCCCUUCUAUGAAGCUGUUCAACGCUGUUUCAUUGCUAGGAAUCGUUUCUAUACGCGAGGAUUGCUUCGAUAAAACGAUGGAGACCGCAAUUUCUAAUGUUAUUGCUUCAACGGUUUUUAAGACCAUAUGGAAGGACUUUGACCCAUAUAAACUCGAUGGAUUCAAUCCUCCGCAGCUUUUCAAGGAACUUUGGGAUAUAAAUUUGUAUUCAAGUCCAAAUGUUAUCAAAAACACUUUGAAAGAGUUCCAGAACCCAGAAUUUAUUGCUCCUGAAGUUCCUGAUGAUAUGUGGAUUAUUUUUGUCCGAGAAAUGUGUAAAAUUGCCAAAAUUAAUUACACAACAAUGCUGCAACAGAUCAGACCUAUUCCACUUAACAUGUGUACAUCUGUGCAAUGUUUUCCUGACUUCCAAAUUCCAAAAUCUCCAAAUUAUUUUUUUAAUUUUUUGUAUGUAAUGUAUUUAUUUUAUAAUUUUGAUUUUCACAAGGAUCAAAGAUGUAUUAUAUCAUUUUUGAUUCUUGCUUUUUAUUACCAUGUAAAAUUUUAA